Messenger RNA from Haliotis rufescens (red abalone), 1111 nucleotides. RefSeq names its product polyadenylate-binding protein-interacting protein 2-like. NCBI's taxonomy places the organism in Eukaryota, Metazoa, Mollusca, Gastropoda, Lepetellida, Haliotidae. The coding region runs from base 161 to 556 and encodes 131 amino acids. The record is from RefSeq and is a predicted model, not a curated record. Gene Ontology annotation, cellular component: cytoplasm. The transcript is spliced from 4 exons. Gene Ontology annotation, biological process: negative regulation of translational initiation. Gene Ontology annotation, molecular function: mRNA regulatory element binding translation repressor activity.
CGCGUAUUUGACUUUGUCCCGGAAACAAACCUAAGACAGAACGUUGACCUAACAAGGUCGCCUGUGAGCAGUUUUCAGGAUAGUAGCUUGCACUUAUGUUUACAACUCUGAUGGUGGAAGUGUCUUUGUGUCGAAAUCAGUUGUUUACAACACUCAGAUUAUGAACAUGCGAACUCCACCUGCAUUGAUUGAAGAGGAGGACAAGGAGGAGGUGAACAACAACACUGGUGGUGGCAACGAGGUUGACUUCUCGGAGUACCUGUGGAUGGCUGAUGUGGAGCUCGAUGACUUUGACAGACAGUUUGAGGAGGAGUUGCUUGAGGAGGCAUUCAUUGAAGCAUGUUUCGAAGAGAUGCUUGCCGAGGAGGAGGCAGCACAAUGGUGUUUGUUUAACCAAAACGGUUCUGAGGGGUCAGGUACUGAUGUCUCAACGGUUGAGGAUGCAUUCAAGACCCUUGAAGUAAUAGACACCAGCAAACCCAAAGAAGAGGUAGUUAUCAACAGCAAAUUAAACCCGGAGGCGCCAGAGUUUGUCCCACGAUACCUGAAAUUGUGAUGAAGGUAGCGCCAAGUGUGUAUGUGUCCAAGUGUCAUGUUGUCCCAUAAUGAGUGCACUUGCACUGGCCACAUGUGCAGCGCGACUGUGGUGCAAGUUUGUCUCCGGACUGAGUUUGCGGACUAGAUGGCUUGCUGGUGCAAGCAAUACGCCAUGUGCUAUUGGAUGUGUGGUUGUUGAAGGGAUCCAUUUUCCACUGCCACAGAUGAAGCUAUGAUUAGGGUGUUGUUCCGUUAACAAAAGGUUUUGUUCAUAUUAUCAUACUGUCUGUCAAGGUUUUCCUGGUUCCAGGUUUUUAUGAAAAUAACAAUUUCAUUGUGAUGGUUUCAUGUUUCAGCUUUUAAUAACAACAAUACUUCUUCUGAGCAUGCUGAAAACUGCAGUAUUGUUCUGUCAAAACUGCUUGUUUGAGAAGCACAGGGUUAAGUUGUUUGUCUUCUGUUCGUAGUCCUUUUAAUACUGUAAAUCAUGGCAGAGUAUUUGACCAAAUUUGUUGAUAUGUUUCCAGAUCUCUAUGUUGAAAAGACAAAAUAAAAUGUUUUUUAUUUUGUUACA